AUGAAGGUUGAGCACAAUAUCCGCGACAUAUCCCACCAUGCCGCAAACUCCAAAAAGACCACAGCAAAGCCAGCAAAGCAACAAAAGGCCAAGCCCAAAGCCCAACCGGAAUCUCAAGGGCAGGCAUCAUCUUCCGCAGACACAAACGCAGUCGACGUCCUCCCCCUAAUCCACCAGCAACGCCUCCUCUCCUCCUUCGCCUCCGCCUUCCAACCCGUCCUCGCCUCCCCGGCCUUCGCCACGAUCCUGCAAGAAGUCAAGGCCGCGCUCUACGCCCGCGACUUUGACGCCGCCUUCACUUCCGCAAAGGCGGAGAGCCUGGAUGCCUACGCUGCGAGGUGGAGUCCCACCCGCGCCCUGGCGUACGCUGUUGUUCUGCUGGGUAUCGCGGAGCACCUCGAGGGGUUGGAGGUCCAGGUCAAGAAGGCUGAAGAUGAGGCCGGAGCUGAAGGAGGAGCUGAGACGACGCAAAUCAAAAAGGAAAUCAAGAUCCUCUCCAUCGGCGGCGGCGCCGCAGAACUAGCCGCCCUAGCAGCCUACCUCUCCCAACAACCAGCCUACCUAAAAGGCACAAUCACCUGCCUCGACGCAGCCCCAUGGGCCCCGGUAGUCUCCAAGCUCCACGCCGCACUCACGGUGCCACCCCCGGCCUCGCGGUACGCAAACGAGGCCCAAGCCACCGCCGCAGCCCUCGUGGACCCCGCGGCGCGGCUCUCAUCGUCCUUUUCGCACCUCGACGCCCUCGCAAUGUCACGGGACCAACUCUCCAAAGAGCUCGGCAAAGAGGCAUUACUCAUCACAUUACUAUUUACCCUCAACGAGCUCUACACCGCCGCGGGCAUCGGCAAGACCACCGCCUUCCUCCUAAACCUGACCGCCACCGUGCCCCUCGGCUCCCUGCUCCUCGUCGUCGACAGCCCCGGGAGCUACUCCGAGGCCGCCGUCGGCAAGGAGUCGAAAAAGUACCCCAUGCAGUGGCUCAUGGACCACACCCUCGUCAACAAGCCCCAAAAGGACGGUGUGUUUCCGGGCUGUCGGUGGGAAAAGGUCGAGUCCAACGACUCCGUCUGGUUCCGCCUCGCCGAUUCUCUCAACUACCCAAUCUCUCUGGAAAAUAUGCGCUACCAAAUGCACCUGUAUCGCGCAACGAAACCCUAA
Colletotrichum acutatum is the source of this 1158-nucleotide messenger RNA. RefSeq lists its product as uncharacterized. NCBI's taxonomy places the organism in Eukaryota, Fungi, Ascomycota, Sordariomycetes, Glomerellales, Glomerellaceae. The coding region runs from base 1 to 1158 and encodes 385 amino acids. The transcript has 2 exons. The record is from RefSeq and is a predicted model, not a curated record.